AUGAGUGUCAACGAGAACACGCCCUCGGGCCCGGGUUACAACAUUGUCACGCUCAUGAAGCGGUUGGAAGCGGCGACUUCGCGGUUGGAAGAUCUGACUGUUUAUCAUUCGGAGGCGCUGAGUAGGUCGGCUUUGGGUACAGCUGCUGGAGUCACGGCAGAGAAGAGAGCUGAGGCAGCGGCUGGUUCUGAUGCCGGAAGUGCUGUGGGUGAGAAGGGAGUGGGUUCGGGUGCUGAUUCUAUUGCUACUUCUCCUACUGAUACAAGUGGUUCUGGAGGCGUGGGAUCGACACCAGCUGCUAAAUCUGUUGAUUCGCCCUCUUCGUCUCCUAUUAUUGAAGAGUUCGAGACGAUUAUCAAGACCGGACUCACUCAAUUGCUGGCUUUGAGUAAGAGUUUGGACCCGUUGAUUGAGGAACAGGUGAUUCCUCUUUUGAGAGCUUUUGAGGCCGAGAGAGAUUUCUUGAUUGUGUCACUUAAAGCAUCGAAACCAGAUGUGUCGUCAAAGACGUUUUCUGAACUGUUUGCUCCUAUUCAACAGCAUGCAGAAACCAUUAUUAACAUCCGUGAGACCAAUCGAGGCUCGAAAUUCAUUAACCACUUGGCAACUGUUGCAGAAGGCAUUCCUGCUCUUGGUUGGGUCACUGUUGACUCGCCUGUUGAUUAUAUCAGUGAUUUCAAAGACAGUGCCCAAUUCUAUAGCAACCGGAUUCUCAAGGAGUAUAAGGAUGUGGAGAAGAAACAUGUCGAUUGGGCUCGUACCUUCUCCAGUGUCAUUGUCGAUUUACAGUCGUUUGUUCGUAAACAUUAUCCCAAGGGUCUUCAAUGGAAUGAAAACGGUAAACCUUUAGAUGUUGUUAUUAAAGAGAAGAACGAAGAGGGUGCUAGUACCUCUGUUAUCGCUACUCCAGCUGUCACUCCUCCUGACUCUACAUCUGGUGCUGCUAAGACUGGUGGUGCACCACCCCCUCCUCCACCACCUCCAGCUUCUUUGUUCACUGACGACGCCAAAUCUGGUCCAGAGACUGAUUCGUCGAGCAGUUCUGGCGGUGGUAUGAACGCGGUAUUUGCUGCUCUUAACCAAGGAGAAGGUAUUACCUCGUCAUUGAAGAAGGUCGAUAAGAGCGAGAUGACUCAUAAGAACCCAGCACUUCGUGCCGGUGCAAAUGAAGCUUCAAAGGUCAAGAAAUCACCUCCUCCACCCAAGAAACCCGCCAGUCUCGCUGCUGGAGCACCAUCUGCUGCUAGUAACGUUCAAUCCAAGAAGAAGCCUGCUCAUAAAGAGCUCAUUGACACUAAAUGGAUUGUUGAAUACUUUGAAAAUGAGCACAAGAUUGUUAUUGAGGGUGAAAUGAACCAAGGAGUGUUCAUCGACCGCUGUUCCAACUGUACCAUUCAAAUCAAGGGCAAAGUCAGUGCCAUCACCAUCAACGAAUGUUCUAAAGUGGGUGUUCUAUUUGAGAACCUUGUUUCUGGUGUCGACGUGAUCAAAUCUACUGGAUUCGGGCUUCAAGUCACCGGCAGCAUGCCCACUCUGACCAUCGACCAGAGUCACGAAGGACAAAUCUACCUCAGCGAGGAGUCUCUCAAUGUCGACAUCUACACCUCGCAGACCUCGGCCAUCAACAUCGAAGUGCCCAGAAACGCUGAAGAGGGCGACUACUCCGAAACGCCUCUCCCCGAGCAAGUGGUCCACCGCAUCGGUCCUAACGGCCAGCUCACCAGCACCGUUGUCGCUAUAGAUGGUUAA
Messenger RNA from Sugiyamaella lignohabitans, 1749 nucleotides. RefSeq names its product Srv2p (gene SRV2). The transcript is spliced from 2 exons. NCBI's taxonomy places the organism in Eukaryota, Fungi, Ascomycota, Dipodascomycetes, Dipodascales, Trichomonascaceae. Gene Ontology annotation, molecular function: actin binding; adenylate cyclase binding. Gene Ontology annotation, biological process: regulation of adenylate cyclase activity; cytoskeleton organization. The record is from RefSeq and is a predicted model, not a curated record. Gene Ontology annotation, cellular component: cytoplasm. The coding region runs from base 1 to 1749 and encodes 582 amino acids.